Molecule: messenger RNA, 5966 nt
Organism: Paramuricea clavata
Lineage: Eukaryota; Metazoa; Cnidaria; Anthozoa; Malacalcyonacea; Plexauridae
Source: the annotation of a GenBank genome assembly
GUUUAUAGAGUAUUCCCAUGCUUGAACUCUGUUCGAUGUUUCUUUUAGGUUAUCAUUUCAGCUGAAAGGUGUUUUCAUAAAUGGCAGUGAUAUAUCAAUGAAGUAGGUUAUGUCUGUAGUAUAUGGAUUAUGAUAUUUCGUAGAACAUACCAUGAAUGGUAUUGAAGUUUUACAGUGUUCCAAAACGAGUGACACUAUAAAUUAAGCCUGUUUUACACUUCAAUCAUAUCGGAACGUACCUGUACCAUAGCGUUUUCGUUUCAUUCAGUGUCGUUAUAAUUCUGCCCGAAUGCUCACAAAACGAAAUCCGCUACGGUUCGUUACAGGCAGGGCCGCCGAGAGCUUUUCGGGGGCCUGGGGCAAAUUUGUUUCGGGGGCCCCUAUUCCCAAUUUACGGCAUUUUCGUCAUUCGUGACAUGUAAACCAAAUAUCAAACAUGUUUGAUAUUUUUCGUCAUUCGUGACAAAAAAAUUCUCGUCAAAAAAAUGAAGCUUAAAGCCCGCCGCACACGAGCGCACUUGUCGCGCGUACUUGUUAUUCGUGACAAGUUGGAUCGACAAAAUUUCCUCGUGUGCGGGCAACAUUUACGGCAUUUUCGUCAUUCGUGACAUGUAAACCAAAUAUCAAACAUGUUUGAUAUUUUUCGUCAUUCGUGACAAAAAAAUUCUCGUGUGCGGCGAGCAAACGACAAGCGCGCCUGAAUAGGAAAAUUUGCGCAUGCGUGCAACUUACAGAAUUAAAAACAAGAUAUGAGCUCGUGAUUUUGAUCCGCCAUGUUGUUUUUAAUUCUGCAAGUUGCACGCAUGCGCAAAUUUUCCUAUCCAGGCGCGCUUGUCGUUUGCUCGCCGCACACGAGAAUUUUUUUGUCACGAAUGACGAAAAAUAUCAAACAUGUUUGAUAUUUGGUUUACAUGUCACGAAUGACGAAAAUGCCGUAAAUGUUGCCCGCACACGAGGAAAUUUUGUCGAUCCAACUUGUCACGAAUAACAAGUACGCGCGACAAGUGCGCUCGUGUGCGGCGGGCUUAAACUCUCUACUAUUUCCUGCGCGGUUGAGCGGUUAAAUUGUAACAAUUUACUUAUUCUCCAAAACGAUUAUUGGAGGUUUGGGGGAUAUAAAAUAUAAAUUACGUAAAGCAAUGGCAGCCAUUUACCGUGUUCCCUUUAUCAAUUCCAUACAUAAUCCAUAGGUUUUUGGGAUAGCCUUCCAAACUUGCAUAAGUAAUUAUAUAUAAUCUUUAGUAAAAUAAUAAUCAUAACAUCAAUUUAUAUCACAUGUAUUUCCAAUCUUUUUAGCAUAAUGUUUAACAGAUCAGGGAUCCGUUGGUGGUGUGUGUCCAUUGCAAUUUCUGGUGAAAUAGAAGGAGAAAGUAUUGAGGCUUCCUACGACUGCAAGGAUAAAUUAGAUGUACCAAUCGACAAAUCUUUUGCUUGCCAACUAUACCUGAACUUUACUGACGGUAUAAAAGAUAAAAAUCAAUCUCGUUUGACGUUUGAUGGUCUUCAGGUAAAAUUCUAAUACGAGGAGCAAAAUGACUACAACUUGCAAUAAAUCUUAUUUCAAUACAUGUUAGUUAAAAAUAUUUGAGAAUGUUGUCUCGUGUUUUUAAUUAAUGCGUUUAAUUAAUGUUUUAAUUUAACGUUUUAAUUAAUGUUUUUAAUUGAAUAACAUGGGUUGAUUUCAAAAUCGGGGUAGGUAUUUUUCGAGUUAAGCCCUUCGAGUUAAGCCCUUUCCGAGUUAAGCCGCUGCCACGCCCUUUUUCGCCGGGGGCUUAACUCGAAGUCAAUUAACGAUUUAAGCAUUCGAGUUAAGCCCCGACAUUUGGUGGAUGUAAACUAAACAAGUGACGCGUGUAUACUCGCAAAAAUAUUGGCAAAUAAGGAUCGAGGGAAAAUGUAAAAUUUCAGCAAUUUUAAGAAAUAUAUUUUACUAAGAUCUCUGUUUCUUUGCCUACAGUUUUAUACAGACAAUGAUGCCCUAGAAUGAGAGAACUCAACAAGGAUUUGUAAACAACAGCUCAUUCCGGGCGGCAAUUACGGCUUUAAAAAAUAAAUAAUAUACAGGGUGUAUAAAAAAACGAUAAUCGAACUUCAACGCGCUAUAAAUAUUUGAAUUAUUCUGCGUAUGAACGCGAUUUUUUCAUCUUUGGAAAGAUCGGGCUUUUAGCUGUCGAAUGAUAUGUUCUUCACGCCAAAUGGACAAAAAAUAAGCAAGUACGAGUCUGAUAAAAAAUUCUAGUCAGAAUCGCAUAUUUUCACAGUUGAGAGUUGGGUCUAAAACCAUUGAAAAUUAAAAAAAGUUAAAAACAAGUUUUAAGCGAAAAUGCUAACGCAAAGUCGAGAAAAUUACGUCCCGAAGCUGGAUCGAACCCAGGAACUAGAACGCAGCAGUCGCACGCCGAACCUUCUGAGCUGCUGUCAAGCUCGCUGAAGUCCUUCUAAAAGAACUCGUUAUAUAUCACUGCAAUGUUAUAGUGACUACCAGUCAUUUAGUUUUUUCAAAACUGUUCUCUGACGGGUUCUUGGCAAGAUGAGUUACUUGGUUAUGUCACCGGAAAACUAUAAACGAGUUUACAUAACAUUCUAGUCAUAGAUCUUGUCGUUGCCGAGUAAAUCAGUUAGAAAGGUAGCUUGCCUCCAUAUGAACAUGCCUGAGAUUUGCGUUCUGCAAGUGCCGUUAUAUAUUAUUUAUUUUUCAAAGCCGUAAUUGCCGCCCUGAAUGAGCUGUUGUUUACAAAUCCUUAUUGAGCUCUCGCAUUUCACGAUGUCAUUGUCUGUAUAAAACUGUAGGCAAAGCAAAAGAGAUUUUAGUAAAAUAUAUUUCUUAAAAUGCUGAAAUUUUACAUUCUCCCUCGAUCUUUAUUUGCCAAUAUUUUUGCGAGUAUACACGCGUCACUUGUUUGCAUCCACCAGAUCUCGGGGCUUAACUCGAAUGCUUAAAUCGUUAAUUGACUUCGAGUUAAGCCCCCGGCGAAAAAGGGCGUGACAGGGGCUUAACUCGAAGGGCUACCCCGUUAAAAUCAGUUUUUAAGUUGCAAGUUUUAGGCAAUUUUGUUUCUCAGAUUACUUCAUCUUUCAGCGCGUGACGUUUUUGUCAACAUAAACGAACGUGAAAACUGCACAUAUUAUAUAGAUUGAUGUUCCUAAUUCCAAGGAAUAAAUGUUAUCACUGUUUAUUAUUAGCAUGACAAAAUUACUGGAUGCUGAUUGGUUGAGAGGAGUACAAUUAUUUCAGUACAAUUAAUGAUUUUCUCAAAAUAAACAAAAUGGCGGAAAGGUAUUUUAAACACAAAUGUGAAAUGAAAUUGUCCUAGAGGAACCAGAUGAAAACACAAACAAAAGCACCAACUUUUGCUUUAACAAAAGAACUAAAUGAAAAUGCGAACAAAAGCACCAAAUUUUGGUUGAAUGUCUGGCAGGACUGGGCUUUGGCGAGAGAAUAUGAUGUUGACAUUGAUAAGUAUCCAGUUUUGUCAUGCUAAUAAUAAACAAGUAAUCAUGCGAUGUUGCUUGUGAUGUUUGGAAAUUUGUCAAAUUGGACUCGCCCCGGCGGCUCGUCCAAUUUUGGCAAAAUUUCCAAACAUCACUCGUACUAUUAAUCCCUAAUUGUACUCGCCAUCGCAUGAUUACCUGUACUAAUUGUUGGUUUGGGAUAAAGCGGGGAUCCGGAACGCUGAAGCAGAAUUGCGGAAGCGGAAUGGGGAUAAAACGUAGAAUUGGGGAUAAAACGUGAAAUUAAAUGUCAAAACAUUAGGUUGGUGGUAUAUGUAGCUGCUGAACGUAUUCGACAGUAUAAAAUAUCGAAAUAUUAUUAUACAUCCUCAUUCCGCAAUUCCGUUUCCGCAAAUGUUUUAUCCCAACCCGUUCCAGUGUUGCUAAACUAAUAAUGGCCCGAUUUUAUACAUUGGACGUUUUUUAUGACUAAACCUGUCAGCCUGGUUGUUGACGUGUUGGGCACGUAUCUAACCUAUUAUCACGGAGGUAUGGUUUUCGAGAAACGCGUACUUUCUACCAUGUUUCGUACGACUAUCCGUAAAAUACAUAAAAAACUUCGACGUUUCGAGCAGCGUGUUCUGUUUUUCCAUUUUAUUCUCAUGCCGCUUCCGCAAUUACGCUUCCGCAAUAGACCAUUUGCAUUAUAGACUAAAUUUUGAUCUAGACAAAAAUUUCAUCACAGCUUGAAAGAGCAUCACAAAAUUAGUAAUAUUCCAAAGUUUCGUUGCGAAAUGUUGUAAAAUGCGGAUAAUAUAGCCUUGCGAAGUUUGCCGUUUUUUCAGUCAUUUUGUAUUAAAAAUUGACAGCCCAAUCGGGUGUUGGGGCAUUAAUUCCCUGUUUGUAAUACAAAAUGACUGAAAAUUUAAAAUUUCGCAGGGCUAUAUUAUCCGCAUUUUUCAACAUUUCGCAACGAAACUUUGGAAUAUUGCUAAUUUUGUGAUGCUCUUUCAAGCUGUGAUAAAAUUUUUGUCUAGAUCAAAAUUUAGUCUAUAAUGCAAAUGGUCCAUUACGCUUCUGCGAUUCCGGAUCGCCGCUUUAUCCCAAACCAACAAUUACCAGUGAUAACAUUUAUUCCUUGGAAUUAGGAACAUGAAUCUAUAUAAUAUGCAGUUUUACGUUCGUAAAAGGGGCUUGGGUGGCGCAAUCGUCAGAGCGCGUGCCUUUUAUCUGCCCGAGUGGGUUCAAAUCCAGUUGGGGACGAAAAGAGUCCGUCAACGCUCUGCCGAAACUACUAGAACGAACAGGCCCUAAGAAAUACUUUAUACUCAAGAUCCACCUAUUAACACCGCUUUCAAACACUCAUCAAUAAUUCAUAAGCUUAUUGGCAAAUCAUGUCAACCAUAAUAUGUCACGUGCAGUGGCUUUAAACCUGAUAAAACCAAUGGAUAAAACACUCCUAAUUAGUAUUCUUUAUAUAAAGAAUACUAAUAAGACAGUAUAUCUAUUGAAAUUGUAGUCGUGUUUGAAGCCGUUUAAUAAACUCGCAGGUCGUGUUUUAUUAGGUCUAAAGCCACUCGCGCUGCGCACUCGUGGCUUCAAACCUAUAAUAAAACACUCCUGCUCGUUUAUUAAACAGUACAUAAAACGUCCGCGUAUUUACUGCUUGGCGCUUGCACUCAAAAGACUGGCACUAUACUAGUAUUCUGUGUUUGAAUAAAUCUGUGUUUGAGUAUACUGAGUAUUGUUUUAACGAAGCUCUAGUAAAAGGUUUAAAGAAAAUUACGAGAGUUUAAACUUAUAGUAUAUAGCUUCGUCUUGACAAAUGGAAAAAGCGGUGAAAUUCUCUACCUUCUACUUGUAAUUAUCUGCAUUGUUUGCAUGACCGUAUUCUCAAUAUACAAGCUGCCCUCAGUACGAUAAAUUUCUACCAUUCUUGCGUUCUAGUUGCAACCUUAUGGUGUAAAAAACGAGACGUUUGCAAAUUCCUACGACUGUGUUGGAUUCUUCACUCCUGCAAUAUGGAUGGGUCUAAUCUCUGUUGGUGUACUUGUCGCUAUUUUAUAUGGCGGAAUGUUGGCGCUUCUCAGCAUUAAGUCCAUGGACAGAUUUGAUAAUCCUAAAGAUCCUCCUCUUGUCAUAAACAGUGAAUAGUUGCUAGGGGGUCGCGGGGGCAUAGCGAAGGAUUAUAUAAUUGCUUAUUGGGAUACUGAUCUCUGUUUUGUCAAGGAAAAUUACAAUUUGCUUGUAUAAACGCCCUAGGAUAGACAAAAAAAGAGAUGCGUUUUAGCUUGCCUGUAGGAAAAGCGAAAAGCAGUACAGUGUCGGAAGAAACUUCUAAUUUGAAAGGAACAAUAAAAACAGAAUAAUUAUAACUUCGCUAUGCUCCUGUUGUUUGGUAUGUUUUCUUCAAUUACUUGUUUUGCAUUUGAAAUAUCCAUGCAGUGGUAUUUAGUCUUAAUGAAUAAAAGUUAUAAUUGUAGUUAGAUGGGAUUGAUUUCUUUAAUAAAUGUUAUUACUUUGUUCGCUGACAA